Nicrophorus vespilloides is the source of this 1136-nucleotide messenger RNA. RefSeq names its product phospholipid phosphatase 5. Lineage: Eukaryota; Metazoa; Arthropoda; Insecta; Coleoptera; Silphidae. Bases 294 to 1043 code for a protein of 249 amino acids. Gene Ontology annotation, biological process: phospholipid metabolic process. The record is from RefSeq and is a predicted model, not a curated record. Gene Ontology annotation, molecular function: phosphatidate phosphatase activity. The transcript has 3 exons.
AGUUUCGUUUAUUUUAUUUUUUGAUAAAAUUUGUUAUAGUCGUCGCGUCCUUCGAUCCGCGGCGGCGAUUGUCGCUCGUGUUACGCGCGGUGGGGCGGGUGGGGAGUUUUUUGCCAUUGCAUAUAACCUCAAAACGACGCCGCCGCCGCCGCCGAAUGGGGGAAUCGAUGUGCGGGCCCCCGUGACGGUUGUCCAGUGCUGGAGUGCAAGAGAGGGACAGAGUUAGAGAAAGGUGCAAAGUUCCAAACAAAUCGUCGCAAAUUACGAGAAGAUUGUCGUCGUCGUCGUCGUCGAUGGAGCGGAAAAUGUUGGAGCAUAAAGGAGACGGCAACCUGAUUAGCGAAAUCAUAACCAGGCUCAUCCUGUGGAUGGUUUUCAUCUACAUGGAGCUGUGCACGCCGUUCAUCAGGACGAUUCAGCCGGAGGAACUGUGGCGGUACAAGUAUCCGCCGUCCAGGCAAUACGUGACUUCAAAUAUGCUCUGGUUCACGGUGAUUGCGGUGCCGAUGAUGGUGCUAACGUUGGACGUCAUCCGAACGCGAAAUCGUGCCGCCUUUCGCAGCGGAAUCCUCUGCCUGACGCUGCUGCUGGGCUUGAACGGUUUCGUGACGAUCCUGCUGAAGUUGACGGUGGGAAGACCGAGACCCGACUUCUUCUGGCGCUGCUUCCCGGACGGAGGCGGCGACGAGAAUCUCGAAUGCACAGGCAAUCCGCAGAGCGUCCUCGAGGGUCGGAAGAGUUUUCCCAGCGGACACGCGUCCUUCUCCUUCGCCGGUCUAGGUUUUCUCUCGCUGUACCUGAACGGCAAGUGGCGAGCUUUUCAGCCGGGCAACGGGCAAGCCUGGAAGAUGAUCUGCUGCCUCAUACCGAUCCUGGUGGCAACAUGCAUAGCCGUCAGUAGGACGUGCGACUACCACCAUCACUGGGAAGAUGUCACCGUGGGCGGAAUGUUGGGUGGAGGACUCGCGUACAUCUGCUACAAUCUGUAUUUCGCCCAGCAUCCAUCUGGUUCCACGACGACGACCACCACCACCUCAAAUUAGCGAGAAUAUUAUAUUAGCACGUAUUGAACAAGCAAGAAGGCAUGUACGCACGAGUGGGGAAAGUGAGAGACGAGAAAGAGAGAUAUAGAGAGA